CAGCAGCCUCCCCCUUGAGCCCCCUCGCUUCCCGACGCUCCGUCCCCCCUGCCGCCUUCUCCCGCCGCCGCCUUCCGCAGGCCAUUUCCACCGAGGAAAAGGAAUCCUAUCGUAUGUCCGCUAUCCAGAACCUCCACUCUUUCGACCCCUUUGCUGAUGCAAGUAAGGGUGAUGAUCUGCUUCCUGCUGGCACUGAGGAUUAUAUCCAUAUAAGAAUUCAACAGAGAAACGGCAGGAAGACCCUUACCACUGUCCAAGGGAUCGCUGAUGAUUACGAUAAAAAGAAACUAGUGAAGGCGUUUAAGAAGAAAUUUGCCUGCAAUGGUACUGUAAUUGAGCAUCCAGAAUAUGGAGAAGUGAUUCAGCUACAGGGUGACCAGCGCAAGAACAUAUGCCAGUUCCUGGUAGAGAUUGGACUGGCUAAGGACGACCAGCUGAAGGUUCAUGGGUUUUAAGUGCUUUUGGCUCACUGAAGCUUAAGUGAGGAUUUCCUUGCAAUGAGUAGAAUUUCCCUUCUGUCCCUUGUCACAAGUUUAAAAACCUCACAGCUUGUAUAAUGUAACCACUUAGGGUCUGCUUUUAACCUGGACUAGUGUAACUCCUUCAUGCAAUAAACGGAAAAGAG
Budorcas taxicolor (takin) is the source of this 625-nucleotide messenger RNA. Its product is annotated as eukaryotic translation initiation factor 1. NCBI's taxonomy places the organism in Eukaryota, Metazoa, Chordata, Mammalia, Artiodactyla, Bovidae. Gene Ontology annotation, biological process: translational initiation. Gene Ontology annotation, cellular component: eukaryotic 43S preinitiation complex. The transcript has a single exon. The record is from RefSeq and is a predicted model, not a curated record. Gene Ontology annotation, molecular function: RNA binding; ribosomal small subunit binding; translation initiation factor activity. The coding region runs from base 114 to 455 and encodes 113 amino acids.